This is a messenger RNA of Branchiostoma belcheri (Belcher's lancelet), 2681 nucleotides long. RefSeq names its product rab GDP dissociation inhibitor alpha-like. Lineage: Eukaryota; Metazoa; Chordata; Leptocardii; Amphioxiformes; Branchiostomatidae. Gene Ontology annotation, molecular function: Rab GDP-dissociation inhibitor activity. The coding region runs from base 274 to 1608 and encodes 444 amino acids. The record is from RefSeq and is a predicted model, not a curated record. Gene Ontology annotation, biological process: vesicle-mediated transport; protein transport; small GTPase-mediated signal transduction. Gene Ontology annotation, cellular component: cytoplasm. The transcript has 12 exons.
UAAAUAUAUCCAUCCGCCACAAAUGUUUUUAUCAUUUUUACCACUGUUUAAACUUGAAUUUUUAUCAUUUAUAGUCCCAAAUUAGUAUAUAUGAUAUUUACAACUCCAAUCUGAUGAAAUAUUUACUAUAGGGGAGCCCUAAAAAUUGACCCCUUUUGUGUGCAAGGAUAUGAUUUUGCGAAGUGAGUGAAUCGGUAUCCGCCAUCUUGGGUUCCAUUGACCAGGCGAUCGGCUGGUUCCUCUUUGGCCUAUUUCCUCUGCCUUCAAGUCAGCAUGGAUGAAACCUACGACGUGAUUGUGCUUGGCACGGGUCUCAAGGAAUGUAUCCUGAGCGGCUUGUUGUCUGUGGGUGGGAAGAAGGUCCUGCACAUGGACAGAAACAAGUACUAUGGCGGGGAGAGUGCAUCCAUUACUCCACUGGAAGAGCUGUAUGAGAAGUUCGGGCUGGGCAGUCCGCCGGAGACCAUGGGUCGUGGCAGGGACUGGAACGUGGAUCUCAUCCCCAAGUUCCUCAUGGCCAACGGGAUGCUUGUAAAGCUGUUGAUUCACACGGGGGUGACCAGAUAUCUAGAAUUCAAGUCAUGUGAAGGUAGCUAUGUGUACAAAGCCGGCAAAGUUCACAAGGUACCCGUUACAGAAAAGGAGGCCCUAUCAACAAGUUUGAUGGGGAUGUUCGAGAAGCGUCGUUACCGCAAGUUCCUGAUAUGGGUGAACGACCUUGACGAGAACAACCCAAUGACCUUCGGGGACAUCGACAUCGCGAAAGCCACCAUGCAGGAGGUGUACACGCACUUCGGCCUGGACAAGAACACAGCCGACUUCACCGGACAUGCCCUCGCCUUGUGGAGGGAUGACAAUUACAAAGAGCAGUCUUGUAUUGAUACCAUCCGGAGGAUUAAGCUCUACAGUGAGUCCCUUGCUCGCUAUGGCAAGACUCCCUACCUGUACCCCCUGUAUGGACUCGGAGAGCUGCCCCAGGGAUUUGCCAGGUUGAGUGCUAUCUACGGUGGAACCUACAUGCUGGAUAAGGAGGGAUGUAAGAUACAGUUUGAUGAGGAAGGGAAGGUGAUUGGAGUGGAGUCUGCCGGUGAGGUUGCUAAGUGCUCUGCAGUGGUGUGUGACCCGAGCUACGCUGUAGACAAAGUGAAGAAGGUUGGACAGGUGGUGCGCUGCAUCUGUAUCCUGUCUCACCCUGUACCCAACACCAAAGACUCCCUCUCCUGCCAGCUCAUCAUCCCCCAGAACCAGGUCGAUAGAAAGUCGGACAUCUAUGUGUGCUGCGUCUCCUAUGCCCACAAUGUGGCCAGCAAAGGGAAGUUCCUGGCCAUCUGCAGCACAACAGUGGAGACCGACAACCCUGAGGCUGAGCUCAAACCUGCACUGGACAUGAUCGGCCCUAUCGAUCAAAAGUUUGUGAGUGUGAGUGAUCUGUUUGAACCAAUUGAUGAUGGCACAAACAGCAAGCUGUUUGUCUCCACGACCUACGACGCCACCACUCACUUCGAGACGACCUGUCUGGACAUCCUGGACAUUUACAAACGGUACUACGGGGAGGCGUUCGACUUCACGAAGGUCGCGGACCAGAUCCAGACGGUAGCGGACGAAUAGCGAGCGACCAAGCCAGCGAUUCCAGCUCACCAGCACAUUCAUUUAAAGAAAGAAAAACAAAAAACCCUAGCACUUCCAGUUACGAAUCAGAAAUGAUGAGUGUGGUUUUUAGUCCUCAUGCUGUGAUAGAAAGAAAAAUUGAUAACGCCAGAGGGAGAAAGAUACCUACAGGACACAGAUAGGCAUUUGUGGCUCCUUUCGUGGCAGGCGAGUUAGCAUUAUUGAUCGAUAUUGAUAGGUAUUGCCCAGCCAAGCCAAGCCGGCUCUCCAAGGCCGUUGUACGUAGUCUGCAAGAAUUGUGAAAAUACUUGAGUGCCGUCCGUGGCAUACGUGUAUCCAUGAGGCAUAAUGUGUCACACAAACUCUGCAAAAAAAAUAAUAAAAAGAAAAAACAAAAUUGCCUCGUCGAUGAUAAUAAAAACAACAACUUCCGUUCCAAAAAAUCGAGAAAGUGUGUAAAGCUAAUUGUGUAGCUCUAACAUUACAAUUCUGUGCUCUUUUCAUCCAUGGUUUCUAGAUAGCCAACUGACAGACGUCUUGCCUAUACCUGCCAGUAACACUAGUCGUGCGUGGUAGCUCUAUUCUACCAUCUGUAAUUAAGCUAAAUCAUUAAGAAGGGAUCAAGCAAGAAGAAUAAUUCUACCCUAGCCUACCUACUCCUGCCUACGGACUGCAGGAGUUGUUAACCUUAGAUGUAUUUUGCUCGCUGACAUGCUUUGUUGAAAUUAUUGAUAAGGCACCAAAGCUGAAGUAUUUGCGUUAUUGUACAUAAUGAGACCUAAUAAUAUCUUUGUGGUGCAAAUGAGGAUCUGUCUGAACGUAUUAUGUAAGAGCUAUUUCCAGUGUCAUCUAUCUAUAAUGUGUGUACGCUGAAUGUGAUCAGGUACACGAAAUUACACAGUAGUUCCAACUAUUGACAAAGGCUUUCACUUCUGAUGAAUUUGUGGUACUUCCCCUCUUCUUGUCUGUUGUCGAUUCUAUAAAAAUGUGUGAUGUCCGGGGGAAACCUUUGCUAAUGUCCCCAGAACUGCGUAACAGCUUUCAUGUCUUAAUAAAUGACAGAGCACACAGGA